AUGACUGAUGGCGAGGGGAGAGCGCGCUUUCAGUUCGCAGAGGUCCAGCAGCAGCAGACGGGACAAGACCAGGAAGCACCGGAGGCCGAGUCGCCCCCUCCCGACCAGGUGAUUCUGGCCGUACCCACCUGUUACCACAGCAACAGCCCGGAAGACCUCGACCCGGGAGGGGUUGGCACUGAGGGUCACGAUGAGGGGGAAGAGGAGGAUAGGGGAGAUUGGAGAGAGGAGAUUGAAGAAGAAGAGGAGCAGGAGGAUAUUACAGGGGAGCCCGAGUUGGGGGAGGUUCCCGGGCCGACCGUUGGGGUGAGGAUCAGAGCGCCUAUUCGGGACCCGGACUGCAUAUCGGAGGAGGAGGAGCAGCAGCCGUACCCCGCCCUGGCACCGGUGGCCUUCUUCUGCCUCAAGCAAACCACACGGCCUCGCAACUGGUGUCUGCGCGUUGUAUGUAACCCAUAUCCUUUUUCACACGCAACUGGGACGAGCUCAUGGGGGUAA
Molecule: messenger RNA, 498 nt
Organism: Knipowitschia caucasica
Lineage: Eukaryota; Metazoa; Chordata; Actinopteri; Gobiiformes; Gobiidae
Source: the annotation of a GenBank genome assembly